Bradysia coprophila is the source of this 3037-nucleotide messenger RNA. RefSeq names its product mismatch repair endonuclease PMS2 (gene Pms2). The record is from RefSeq and is a predicted model, not a curated record. Gene Ontology annotation, cellular component: MutLalpha complex. Lineage: Eukaryota; Metazoa; Arthropoda; Insecta; Diptera; Sciaridae. Gene Ontology annotation, biological process: mismatch repair. Gene Ontology annotation, molecular function: ATP-dependent DNA damage sensor activity; mismatched DNA binding; ATP hydrolysis activity.
AAAUUGUUUUUAAAUUUUGAUAUGCCUGUUUUAUAAUAAACGUCCGAUCUGUUGAGCAUUUCAUAAAUAUCAGCGGCAACUCAACCUCCAAACUGAUGAAUUUUUUAAUUGUGACAGACCCAACGAGGUUUUGUAUUCAAAAUAUACCUGUUUAAGUGUCUACGACGAUCUAAAUGUAAUUCGUUGAUGAUUUUGUAAAUGUUGAAUUAUUAACGUAAUGGAUAACCUUGAAGCAACAAGUGAAGCUGCGAAAGCCAUUCGUCCAAUUCAUUCUUCGACAGUACAUAAGAUUUGUUCAGGACAGGUUGUACUUAAUCUGGCCACCGCAGUUAAGGAAUUAGUCGAAAAUGCCCUAGAUGCCCACGCUACCAUAAUUGAAGUAAAACUGCGUGACCAAGGAAUAGAAUCGAUUGAAGUGUCAGACAAUGGGGAUGGUGUCGAGGAAAGUAACUUCGAAGGUUUAACUGCCAAGUAUCACACAUCAAAAUUGCGUGAAUUCACCGACCUGGAGUGUGUCGAAACGUUCGGUUUUCGUGGUGAAGCAUUGAGUUCAUUGUGUGCUCUAUCGAAAAUGGUAAUCACGACACGACACCGAGGUGCCGACUUUGGAACUCGUUUAGAACUAGACGAUCGUGGUACAAUCAUAAAAAAGGAAAUUUGUGCUAGACAAAAUGGUACUUCAGUCCAGCUGACCAAUCUGUUCGGUUCACUACCAGUCCGUAAGAAGGAAUUCACACGAAACAUCAAAAAGGAAUUUGCCAAAAUGUGUCAGAUCUUGCAAGGAUAUUGCCUAGUAGCCACAGGUGUUCGAAUUAUGUGCACCAAUCAAACGGUUAAAGGCACCAAAUCUCUCAUUAUGGCUACAAAUGGUGGUCAUUCAGUAAUGGACAACAUUUCCGCGAUAUUUGGAACGAAACAAGUUUUCGAUGUGUUACAAAUAACACCUCCUGCGGAACUCGACGAGACACAAACUAAAGCCCUUCUGGAGGAGCUUGAUCCAAACUCUAGUAGUGAAAAUGUCGACAGUCUAAGCGAAAUUGAUUUGAAACGCUUCACCAUCGACGGUUGGAUAUCCACUUGUCAUCAUGGAUCCGGUCGGAGCAGCAAAGACCGGCAAUUUAUUUACAUUAACUCCAGGCCAUGUGAACCGAAGAAAAUAUCGAAAAUCGUCAACGAAAUUUACAGUCGAUACAACAGCAACCAAAAUCCAUUUGUCUUCUUGAACAUCAUCGUACAAAGAUCGGAUGUGGAUGUCAAUAUUACACCAGACAAACGCCAACUAUUGCUGAAUAAUGAAAAUGUGCUGCUAUUAGUGCUGAAGGCUUGUCUAUCGAAAACAUUUGAAAAUGUUCCUUCAGUGUUCAAGAUGCAAAAUUUAAAUUUAUCGGCAUCCAGUGCAGCCAAUAAAUCUAAAAUUGACACUGCUCCCAAUGCCAAAAAAUUUUCACAAAUGCUGUCGCAGUGGAAGAAGACUGGACACACUGAUAAUCCCAUCAAAUCGGAGAAAAUCGUUAAACGAAAAGUUUGCGAUGAAGUGGAAAGUAGAAAUUUGAAAAUGCGAAAAAUCCAGGAAUAUCUGAGCCAGAAACAUGACGAAACAAUUCCUAUGUCAGACGACGAGACACUAUCUUCGUCGAUUGAUCAAUCAAUGAUUGAUAGGAGUCGAACGACCGAAAUUGAUUCCAGCUACUUGAAUACGCCUGAAAGUACAAGUACUCCCGAACGACAGCACGAUUUGAAAGUGGAACAAACGUCGCCAUUCAAAAUCAUUGACUCAUAUAAAGGGGUUACUGGUCCAUCGAGGGUCAAAAGUGAGUCGAUUUUAAGUCGAAUAAUGAAAACUGAAGCGGCUGGAACCACUCGCAAAAUUAAUUCACCCAUCAAAGCCGAGACCAAAGCAAAGCCAAAUAAAACUCCAACAAAAGACGUUGAGUCCAUUAUUGGCAAACUAGCGAAUCGACCUGAGUGGGAUUCGGAGGACAACCAAUCUGAUACGAGUUCUCGGUCUGAUGAUGACUUAGAUGAAGACAAUGAAGAGAAUGGGGAAGGCAGUGACGAAGAAGACGAUGAACACAACGAUGAAGAGAACGAAGAAGUUAACGAUGAUGAAAACGAAGAAGGCAGCGAGAAGUACGACAGUGAAAACGACAGCCUUGUCGAUGCUGACCAAAUUGGCUUCAAAACCCAAUGUACGCGUGAUAUGUCUGACGUCGUCUCAACGUCAAUCGAUGAGAUUUCUGAACUGAUGGCCGCAGAGUUAGAAAUAAUCGAACGACUGGAGAACAAGAGCCUGAUGGAUCGAUUGAAAUUCAAAGCAACGAUUGAACCAGCUAAAAACAAACUAGCAGAAGAAGAACUGCAAACGGAAAUAACGAAAAAAUCGUUCUCCCAAAUGGAAAUCAUCGGACAAUUCAAUUUGGGAUUCAUAGUGGUGAAAUUGAACGACGAUCUCUUCAUUGUCGAUCAACAUGCCACCGACGAGAAAUUCAAUUACGAAACACUGCAAAAAGAGACCACUUUGUACAAUCAGAAGCUAGUAGUUCCACAGCAUUUGGAACUGACGGCAGUGAGUGAAAUGAUUUUGAUUGACAAUUUGGAAGUGUUCGAAAAGAAUGGUUUCAAAUUCCAAAUCGACCAUGAUGCCCUGCCAACGAAGAAGAUUCAACUAACUGCCAAGCCAAUGAGCAAGGGUUGGCAAUUCGGGAAAGACGAAAUCGAUGAACUAAUAUUUCUCCUCCAAGAAUCGCCAAAUUCGGUUCUACGACCGUCGAAAAUCAGCGCUAUGUUUGCUUCACGAGCCUGUAGAAAAUCGGUGAUGAUUGGGACACCAUUAUCGGGAUCUGAUAUGCAACGACUGAUCAGUCAAAUGGGAGAAAUCGAACAUCCCUGGAAUUGUCCUCAUGGCAGGCCAACGAUGAGGCAUUUGGUCAAUUUGACAAUGGUCAAUGAUUCUUCUGCUGAGGAUUCAUAAAAUCUAGCAUUUCACACUGCUGAUGUAAAUAAAUGACGACAAAUACAGAUGUGAGAGGACUCUAAA